Brassica napus (rape) is the source of this 2559-nucleotide messenger RNA. RefSeq names its product zinc finger CCCH domain-containing protein 55. Gene Ontology annotation, molecular function: RNA binding. The record is from RefSeq and is a predicted model, not a curated record. Lineage: Eukaryota; Viridiplantae; Streptophyta; Magnoliopsida; Brassicales; Brassicaceae.
UGAUGUCAAAUUAUUUGAAAUUAUUUUUAUCACUUAAGAAUUAAGAUACUAGCUACUAUAUCAUAUUUUGGUUUGUAUACACUUUCACAAUAGGUAAUACUGAUGGUCCAUGUCUUUGAUGGUGAUCAUCAUUGUAUUAUCCGCUUAAAUUCAAUCAUUCUACUUGAACAUUGCUUUAUAUUUCUUUUGCAAAAAAAAAAAACAUUUGUAUUAGCAUAACAUUGUUAUUGUGGUUCACUAAGAUUUAAUAUUUUAUUGCGAACGUUGGACCAUAACUUGGUGAAUUUAGAGAUGAAAAUAAAUGUUUUAAAAAUUAUAUAUUCUAUUCAUUCCAAAAAGAUAUAUGUUCUAGAAAUUUUCUUUUCCAAAAAAUAAUGUUUCACAUUUCAAUGCAUUAGUAUGGUAAAUUGUAAAUUUAAAAAAAUAUAAUUAUGUUUUUUAAAAUCUCUAAAUUGUGGAGAAUAAAUUAGUUACGAAAAAUAAUGUGUUGAUAACUAAAAUUUUAAUUAUUUUUUAAAUAAGUGUAAAAAAAAUUUAAAACAUACAAUUUUUGAGAUAGAGAGAGUACUAUUUAAACUAUAAAUAGGAAAACAAAAGAAACUAAAAUUACUUUUGAAAACACUAGGAAAACUACUUUAUCCAAGAAAAGGGGAAAAGGGUUUGAUUCCUAAUUCCUAUUAUGCUACUCUCUAAUUUGCAAUUUAACACUAAUCCACCAAAAAAACAGGCAAAAAUAUUAUAUAAUCUUUUUCAUUAUAAUCCCGCUCGUUACCGUUCUCCGAGGCAAAAAGCUCCUUUUUCAUCAUCUUCCAAGAGAAACCAAACUCAAAACUUUUUUGUCCGGCCAUGGAUCCCGACGAUCCCACUUCAAUAAUCUUCAAAAAGAUCAGAACUUUAGAACCAGACAACGCCCCCAAACUCAUUGGCUACUUUCUAUUGCAAGACAUGGAACAAACUGAUUUGAUUCGUCUCGCUUUUGGUCCCGACACUCUCUUACACACUUUCUGUCGUCAAGCCAAAUCUCAUUUGGGUCUUUCCUCAAAACCCAUUAGUAUCCACCAGACACUGUCUCAGUCUUCUCCAAGUAAUGGGUUCUCAACAAACCCUAACCCUAACUUCGAUUCUAGACCAUUUCUUGAGGGUUCGUUGCUUGAGGAUCCGUUUGAUCCGUUUGCUAACUUGCAUAAGAGGAGUUUCUCUGCAAACGAGGCUUGUCUUGAACCAGAGGAACCAGGAUUUGGAGCCGGUUAUCGGUUUCCAGAGGCCGGUUUAGUUGAUGGUUUCGGUUCAUCUAGUGGUGAGAGCGGUUACGUUUGCUUACAGAGAGAGGAGAUGAUGAGGAUGAAGUUAGCUCAGCAACAGAGAGUGGUUCAGCUCAUGGCGCUAAGACAAGGAGAAGAAAGUGGUUACUGUUACAGUCCAAGCAGGCAUGAAAGAGAUGAUUUAGUCUCUAGACAGAUCUACUUGACAUUUCCAUCUGAAAGCUCCUUUACAGAUGCAGACGUCUCCUCUUAUUUCAGUGACUUUGGAGCUGUGGAAGAUGUGAGGAUACCAUAUCAGCAGCAAAGGAUGUAUGGGUUUGUUACUUUCUCUAAUGCUGAAACUGUGAGAACCAUAUUGGCUCGAGGCAACCCUCAUUUCAUCUGUGAGUCUCGUGUGCUUGUUAAGCCUUACAAGGAGAAAGGAAAGAUCCUUCAAAACAAGUGGCAACAGCAGCAACUUCAGCAGGUGUUGGAGAGAGGGAGCUAUUCUCCAUCUUCAAGUCCUUCUGAAAUGGAUCUCUAUGAAUGUCACUUGGGUCCAAGGAUGUUUUCAAGCAACACACAAGAGAUGAUGAGAAGGAAAGCUGAUUUACAACAUGCCAUUGAAGUAGAACCCCAAAGAAGAAGGUUCUUGGCUCUGCAAUUGCCUGGGAGGGAGAAUGAGUCUGUUCAUCAUCUCCAGCGUAGUCUUUCUAUCGGCUCUCCUUCUCAUCUCUCACCUCGGUUCAACCAUAGUCUUCUCUUUCAACCAGAAAGCAGCAUGGAAGAAACCACAGAAGGUGAUAUUCAUCUAGUACCAAACAACAACAAAAACGGAUACAGUAACAAGUUCCACAACUGGCAAGAGACGAGUCCGGAGAAAACUCUUCCUGAUAGCUUGUUUGGUUUCCCUAUUAAGUCUGAAGAAACACUCCAAACUGAGUCUGAUACCAAAGCAGAGGAAUGGGCUAGAAAGAAACAAGUGUAUUGAUUGAAAGAGACGUAAAGACUGAUAAACGAUGGAAGUAGAAGAGAAAUUGUGUGUAUAUAUACAAAAGCUGUAGGAUAUUAUGUCAUCAACAAAAAGCUAUUAGGACUAACCUCAGACAACAUAUGGAGGAUGAUCAGAUCAACACAACAAAUGGAGGAUGAUCAGAUUUUCUUUUUAUGGGCAAAAGCUGCAUCUGUUACUUUUUACCAUGAUUGUAUAAAAUGCAUGUGUGCUUUCUUGGAACUCACUUUCAAAAAAGGGUCAGUGUCACAAUUCACAAAGUCUUGACUCUUAAGGAUAAAGGUUGAACCUUGAAGACUCUAAUUU